GCUGGCACUGCCUGAAGAACUGGCUCCUGCAUGGAGGCUGGCCUUCGAGGCUGAAGACUGGACUCUACGACUGCCGCAACUUCCCAAAGAGUCUGGAGCUGGCUCCUCCACAGAUGUGGGAAGAGUUCGACUUCACCUGCGCCAUGGCCAGGCUUGAGUCUCAGCUUCAGCAGAAGCGCCACCUGACCUUCUCAGUGCCGCCCUGUGCGGAGGUGGGUGGUGUCCUGCUGUCCAUGCGGGCUCAGCUUUGCCCCGGCGUGGACCUGGACACCAGACGCGACGAAACCUCCUGGAAUCAUUACCUGCUGCAUCUGCCGUGGCAGCAAGUCGACUAUUCGGGGAAGCUGGCCGUGUCGGUGGCUGUCGAUGCGCGGAGCGAAGACGUCCGGUACGAGUUUCGGAUUGGCGAGAAGUCCUAUCGAACCGGAUCUGUGUCGUGCGAGUGA
Messenger RNA from Symbiodinium sp. CCMP2456, 446 nucleotides. The record is from the annotation of a GenBank genome assembly. Lineage: Eukaryota; Dinophyceae; Suessiales; Symbiodiniaceae.